AUGGUACUUAAACUUGGAACGCUCAAUGUUGGAUCACUGACUGGCCGCAGCAUGGAAAUCGCAGAAAUGCUCGAGCGUAGAAGGAUUGACAUCUGCUGCCUUCAAAAGACCCGAUGGAAAUCGAAUGGUUUCUGUCAUAUCAACUCAGACAAUGAAAAAUAUAAACUAUUUUGGAAUGGUCAAAAGACGGCCAAAAAUGGUGUUGGAAUUUUUGUCAAAGAACCGUUAGCCCAAGAAGUACUGUAUAUUAAAAGGAUUAAUUCACGUUUCACGUUGGAGAGAAAACAGAUGGUACAGCUAGCAGCAGGCAUUAUCAGAGUUUCCGCUAUUGGCCUGUGCAACUCGAAUUGCCACUAA
Messenger RNA from Helobdella robusta, 357 nucleotides. RefSeq lists its product as hypothetical. The record is from RefSeq and is a predicted model, not a curated record. The transcript has a single exon. Lineage: Eukaryota; Metazoa; Annelida; Clitellata; Rhynchobdellida; Glossiphoniidae. Bases 1 to 357 code for a protein of 118 amino acids.